AGAGAUGGCAACUCGGUUCUGUUCGGCCAAACGUUUCUAUGCUCCAACAUCAUUGUCGUCGACGUCCAAAUCGUCCUAAAAAAUAAAAAAAAAAUAAAAUUAAAUUAAAGUAUUUUAAAAUCUUUGGACACUAGGCGAGUAACAUUUGAUACUAACAAUCUUACACUUUCGACGCAUUAAACGCACUGCAUAUAGUGACGCCAAAAAUUUCAGCGCGACGGCAAAAUAUUGAACAAAAAAUAAUCCCCACUCCUUUGUUUUGGAGCAUAUAAAACCUGACUUGGAGUCUAGAAUCGUCACUUUUAUUUCUGGAAGUCGAGGGACAAGAUCAUACCUAUCAUGGAGGACGGAUUUAACACCGAAGAACUUUUGUCAAUAUUGCCACUAGUUGGACAAGGGAUAAGCACUGAAGAACCAGUACCAGAAUAACAAAGAGGGGGUCGUUUAAAAUUUCCUAAGCUUGAGGGGGGUCGCUAUACAAAAAAGUUUAAGAAGCCCUGCAAUAGAUAACAUUAAGAAUUUGUAGAAAAGCAGUGCAGUAUUGUGAACAAAGUUGCCAUCAAUUUCAUUCCAGGACCAACCUGGCAUGAUGUCAAUGGUGUCCAACCUCACCGAGUCUCCCAAAACAGUUUACUUCUUAAGUAAAAUAUCACCAGACAUUAGCUCGGCCAUCAACAGUACAACGCCAUAUCCAAUUUUCAUCGGAACCAAAUUUAAGAGCAGUUGCAUGUUUCACCAAAGUAGUGAUCAUGAUUAUUUAUACACUGGAAAAUUGUGCAUAACGUCCAAUAUUUUAAACAGUUCAUACAUCAAAGAUUUAGGGGAGAAAGAACAGAUUGAUACUUUAAUUUGUGACAGUUCUAUUAUUGAUGUUCCUGUUGAUUUUAAUGUGCAAAAUGCUGCUGAUAAGAUUGAAAGUAUCAUCAGGAAUUAUUCAAACAUGAAAAUAGUUAUUAGCAUGGAUACUUUUGGAAUGGAAGAUUUGCUAUUUGAAAUAGCCUGUCGAGGAUACCCUGUAUACACUGGGUGUUCCAGAAAUGCUUUUUUGAGAAUCCAAAAUGCUGAUUCAUAUUUUACAACUUCUAGAGAUGCUGUUUUAAGAGUUGUCAAUAAAGCAUUUUGUGUGAACAUCGAUGAUGUCACAGAAAACUCAAUUGCUGAACCAGUUAAGCAAGAAGAUGUCAAAGUACCAGACGUCCUGGUAAAAAUCAGCAGCUCGAGCGAUCUUAAUUUAGAUUCCCUUACAUCAUACUUCAACCACCAACAACCUGGUCCAAACGAUCCCUACAUAUCACUAUCAAAUGAUAUUCUUUUAAAAAGUAAACCUGAAGAAGUUCUUUCUAAUCGUCAAAAGAUGGUAAAGCCAACAACAAAAAGGCUGCAGAUAGUUUAG
Molecule: messenger RNA, 1393 nt
Organism: Ctenocephalides felis (cat flea)
Lineage: Eukaryota; Metazoa; Arthropoda; Insecta; Siphonaptera; Pulicidae
Exons: 6
Coding region: 587-1393 (268 amino acids)
Source: RefSeq, a predicted model, not a curated record